This is a messenger RNA of Cuscuta europaea, 1083 nucleotides long. The record is from the annotation of a GenBank genome assembly. NCBI's taxonomy places the organism in Eukaryota, Viridiplantae, Streptophyta, Magnoliopsida, Solanales, Convolvulaceae.
AUCUCCCCUUUAUUCUUUCCCCCAUCUUCCUUCCCCAAAUCCAAAUCUCUUCUUUCCCAUCUAUCAUCCAUAAAUUUAAAUCUGAGACCUCUAUUUUAUUCUAUUCUCUUGUAUAACAGUUUCAAUUUUAUUUAACUAUCUCGAUUCCUUUCAUCUCUGGGAUUUUUAGAGAUAUGGAUGAUGAAGUUUCUCUCCGUUUCUAGCCACCGAUGAGCGGCGAACGGCGGUGAGCGGCGAACGGCCACAAGUGAACAACAUCCAGGAUGGCAAUAAUGUCAUUAAGAUGACAGUCCAACUGCAAGAUGGCACUUGAGUGAGAGUCAUAUCAUAUUUGAAAUAAGAUAUGAGAUAUACAGUGGAGGCAGCGGCGACGCUAGAGGUCACCUUGUUCACGCAGAUGAGCCAUGGUGUGGUGGUGGCGACGCCGGAUAUGGCGGGGCUGGCGGAAAAGCUAGAUAAGGUCAAAGAUGGAGCAGCUGGUGGCACCUAUGGUGGGGACAACGAUGAUGACGAUGCAGGCGGCGGCAAAGCCAACGCUGACGGUGGUGGCGCCGACAUCAAUGCUGGUGGUGGCGGUGAUAGUCGUGGCUCACCAGAUCUGGUGCAGCUUGAAUGCUUGAUGUCAUCUACGCGCUGCACCUUUGUUGAAAUCCGUUUUAUUAUUACUCUGUAUGUUUUAUAAUAAUAUUGACUAAUAAUAAAGAAAUUGACUUUUCUCAUUAAGGGUAGUGAUGUCAACUCCAUUCUUUUAUGUCCUACGGAACAUUACUGAUGGAGUAAUAGGACUAGGCCCAGAGCCUAAUCAGUCCAAGCCCCGAACUUGGACCCGUGGAUCCAAGUCCACAACCUGGAGCCUGCCUGCCAGCCCAGCAGGGAGCCUACCAGUCCGGCCGACCUCCCAGCCCGGAAGAGUAACGGUCAAGCAAUUAAUGCGCUAUUAAUUAUGUAUUUAAUUCCGUAUUAAUGUUGUAAUUAAUUAGUCAUUAUUAUCGGUAACAAUUACGAUUUGUAUACGCCUACAAAAGGCGAGUUGUAAUUCAGAUUAGGGGAGACAAAUUCUAUAUGCUAUUUCUGGUUACCAAA